UGUAAAACUUUUAGACACCUUAAGAAACUAUAUUUUUAUUUUAAAUUUCAAAAUAAUGAAAUUAACUAAAGUCAAACAAAAAAAAUAAGGUUAAGUUGUCAGUGAGUGAAUUUCCAAGUUCCGUCACUCUUCCAUUUCCAUUUUGAUAAUUUGAUUUCAAGUAUUCAUUUGCGAUCUAAAACUUAAAACAGAUUUUGUUUGUUGUUUGCAAAAUUUUUGGAAGAGGUAAAUGAUUUAAAUCACAAUGCUCGGUCACGGCCGUAACAGAUUUGGAGGUUUUCGACUCCCUCAAGGUGUUGGUAUGGAUGCUCCCAAGACAUCUGAUAUUGUCCUAAUCUCUGGGAAUUCUCAUCCAGAGCUUGCCAACUUGAUACACAAGAGGCUUGGUGUUAAGUCCAGUGGAUGUGCUGUUUAUCAUAAGUCAAAUCGUGAAACUAUGGUACAAAUUGGCGAUUCCAUUAGAGGCAAGGACGUGUAUAUCAUACAAACAGGAGCCAAAGAUGUGAACAAUAACAUCAUGGAAUUGUUAAUUAUGGCAUAUGCUUGCAAGACGUCUUCGGCAAAGUCAAUCGUUGGAGUGAUCCCUUAUUUGCCUUACAGUAAACAGUGCAAAAUGAGAAAGAGAGGGAGUAUUGUAACCAAGCUUGUGGCUCAAAUGAUGGUAAAAUCUGGAUUAACACAUAUUAUAACGAUGGAUUUACAUCAGAAAGAGAUCCAAGGAUUUUUUGACUGUCCUGUUGAUAAUUUAAGAGCCAGUCCAUUUCUUCUUCAGUAUAUACAAGAAAGUAUUCCCGAUUACCGCAAUUCUGUCAUAGUUGCUCGUAAUCCGGCUGCCACAGCUAAAGCCACUUCUUACGCUGAACGUCUCCGCCUUGGUAUAGCCGUUAUUCAUGGUGAACAGAAAGAAGCAGAAUCCGAUGAAGUGGACGGUAGGUAUUCUCCACCAACUAUCCCAAGAUCUCGUACUAUGGAUGCUGGAGUGGGAGUGCCAGUACAUAUUGCCAAAGAGAAACCACCAAUAAACGUAGUCGGAGACGUUGGAGGACGUAUUGCUAUUAUGGUGGAUGAUUUGAUUGGCGACGUUCAGUCUUUUGUGGCAGCUGCAGAGGUUUUAAAAGAACGCGGUGCAUAUAAGAUAUAUGUUCUUGCCACACAUGGUCUUCUUUCUUCUGAUGCUCCUAGGCUUAUUGAGGACUCCCCUAUCGAUGAGGUCGUGGUCACAAAUACCAUCCCUCACGAACUACAAAAAAUGCAGUGCCACAAGAUUAAAACCGUAGACAUCUCAAUACUGUUGUCGGAGGCUAUUAGAAGAAUCCACAACAAGGAAUCUAUGUCGUAUUUGUUCAAAAAUGUCACUCUUGAAGAUUAAGUAUAAUAGAUUAGAAUGUAUAUCCUUAGGCAUUUUAGGAAUGCAUUUUUUUUAUUAUUUGGACAAGUAUUUUAUUUGUAUUUUGAUUUUACUAUAUCAAUUAUUUAGUUAGUAUUUUGAUUUUAUAUUUCAUGAUGUUUUCCUAUUCAUAUUGAACUCAGAACUGUGCUUGUUACUGUAACCAUUAUAUUAUC
This is a messenger RNA of Anoplophora glabripennis (Asian longhorned beetle), 1563 nucleotides long. Its product is annotated as phosphoribosyl pyrophosphate synthase-associated protein 2. The coding region runs from base 245 to 1369 and encodes 374 amino acids. NCBI's taxonomy places the organism in Eukaryota, Metazoa, Arthropoda, Insecta, Coleoptera, Cerambycidae. Gene Ontology annotation, biological process: purine nucleotide biosynthetic process; 5-phosphoribose 1-diphosphate biosynthetic process. Gene Ontology annotation, cellular component: cytoplasm; ribose phosphate diphosphokinase complex. The transcript is spliced from 6 exons. The record is from RefSeq and is a predicted model, not a curated record. Gene Ontology annotation, molecular function: magnesium ion binding; ribose phosphate diphosphokinase activity.